Molecule: messenger RNA, 1716 nt
Organism: Naegleria fowleri
Lineage: Eukaryota; Heterolobosea; Eutetramitea; Acrasida; Naegleriidae
Exons: 2
Coding region: 1-1716 (571 amino acids)
Molecular function (GO): nucleic acid binding
Source: RefSeq, a predicted model, not a curated record
AUGCUAAACAACAUGAUGACCCCUUCAUCCCAACAAGACGAAGAAUUUCAACUCGUUGUCUCUAAAAAGGGCGGAGGUCGAAGAACAUUCAGAGGAGGAAUGAACAACAACAACAAAUCCCGAAGCAACAAGAACAAAAGGCAAGAAACAUCCGAGCCUCACGCAACAGGGAGAAGAAAAGAAGACAACCUUUCUCAAAGUAGUGGAAAGAAAACUGUGGCUCUAUCAUCAUCAUCAGCACAAGUUGUUGUAGGAUCCUCCUCCAACAAGCAAGCAACAACAGAAAUUGUUGGCUCUUACUCAGCCGCCGUAAUAUCAUCAUCACCAACUUCUCAAACCAACGCUGCAUCGUCUCCUCAAAAGGCUUCUCCGACCUUUUAUGCCUCUCAUCCCACCACUAGCCAUCAUUUAAAACCGCUAGGAGACAAAAAGAAGAAAAAAGACUUCAAGAAACCAUCUGCUCACUCAACAACUCAAAAAGAAGAAAAACCUGAGAAAGUAUUUCCAUCAAAAAGAAAUGAAAAACAUCAACAAGUAGUGGCACGUCGAGGAGGUGGCAAAACUACUGCACAAUUCUUCAUCAUUAGAAAACCAUUGAACCAAGAAAUGAUUAAUUAUUCUCAAAGAAAUAAUUUAAAACCAAUCAUUCCUAAAGAACCUGAAGAUGAGAUGGGAAAGUCUUUUUACAAAUGCCUGAAGGAGUUUGUAGAGGAUGAAAAGGCCCAUGUUUUUGAUUUUUCAAACACUUUAAAUCUAGCUCAAAGAAAGAGAGUUCAUUCUCUUGCAGAAGAGUUUAAUUUAGAUCACUUUUCUAGAGGUUCAAACCCUUUCCGUUAUAUUUGUGUCUCUAAGAGAAAUCUUAAAAUGAGAGACGAAUUCCAAUAUUUUGGAUACAUUGGAUUGUUUGGUCAUUCAAUUGAUGAGCUAGUUAAAAAAUACAACAUUAAUCCUGAUAUAUCAGAAAACCAGCCAUUAUUGCAGAAGCGAAUUAAACGGGACGGUCCUAUUCAUCAUAUAACGGUGAUGACCCGACCUGAAAUUAAUACAGCUUUAAAGAAUUUAGAAUCAUCAAGAGAAUUAGAGCAUUUAUUUAACGAGAAACAAAAGCAAUUAUUGAAACAAGGCUCGGAAGAGGAAAAGAUUGAAAUUUUAAUGCAUAUUAUUUCCAAAGUUGUCACCAACGAUUAUCAAGCAAUUGGACUCGGUAAGGUUUCUCAAGAGGAAACAGCCCAUUCAAAUGAUGGACUUGCAUUGCCUUCAUCACAAUCAAACUCAAAAGAUCAAAAACAAAAGAAUGACGCAUACUUUGUGAUCAUUGAUUGGCCAAGUGCUCAACGCUUGAGAGCUACACUUGGAUUGGAACCUUACCAUUUCCACAUCACUGUUGCCUAUAGGAAUGGAGAUAUUCAUGGAGUUGUGAAAGAUAGAUCAACAAUGGUUCCUAAAGAAUCUGUUUUUGAAAUUAGUGACGAAUAUCUUGCCAGAAAAGAGUCUGAAAUGGCAUCAUUUUUGGAAUAUCUCAAUGUAGAUCCUAGAUAUGCUCACACUUUCAUUUCUCUUGGUUGGUAUAACUUGGAUUCUUUGGAUGUCUUAACAAGAGACAAAAUGGAUUUGAAUGAUGUAGGAGUUCUUGAGGACGACCAACAAAAGGUUCUCGCAUUUCUCAAAGACUUUUCCAACAAUCUUAAGAAGUACAAAUCUUUGCGUGGACACUAG